AUGGCUUUAGACAUGAUGGAUGAGGCAAAUAUGAAGGAAGGAAAUAUGACUCCGACUGAGAAUAAUCCUGUUGAAAGCAUGCAAGAAGACAAAAGGCCACAGAUACUUGCAUCAGACCCGGCAGCAACCCCAAACCAGGGGUUUUUGGUAAACACCGACGAAGCAAGCCGGUUACGAGAAUUGCAGGCCGACGUUCGUGAACAGGAUGAUCUUGAACGAGAUAUCUCUCGCCAGGCCGACAAGUUGCUCACGGAACAGGCUGAUGAACGGGAUAUCAAAAGACUGGAGAGAACUACUUUGGAGAAACAAAAGCUUGAAACCCAAAUUCUGAAAUUGCAUCAAAGUUUGUCACAACCAGUUGGCACAUCUGCGAGAGUUCGUAUCAGGAAUGAAGUCGAGAAGCUCGAAACCCGCAAUGCUGCAUUGGCAAAUGACCUUAUAGAAAUUCAGCAAAGGAUUGAUGACAGGCACCGAGGACAGGAGACUGCUUCUCAGACAACUGGAACUGGCCGGAUGCCGAACGAGUCUCGCCGAGAUUAUCUCAUUCGGACUGGAAAGAUCACACCCUUUUCUAAUAUGAGUACUGGGCCAAACCAUGGCCCUCUUGCCAGUCUCCAGGAUGCCCUCAUCGAUGCGGAGGACGAACGCGAUGAAAAAGAAGCAAUAGAACAGGUGAAAAAUAGAUCGGCGGUUUCACACCGUAACCUUGUGCGGCCAGGAUUCGGCUUCGAUGAGGUUCCUGACUCCGGUGUGCCAGAAGAGAUUUCUGUUUCUCGAGCAACCAAGCGCCGAAAGAUAGGCCAUGGCUCUCACAUAAGUGAGACCCGUGUAGAACAAGAAGUCUUGGAUCAAGGCGCACAGGUUCCCGAGGAGGUUCAGUCAGAGGACCAAGACGAAUCUGCGAGUUACGUGGAGUCUGAGGAGCAACCAUCUUCAUCAGAAGAUGAAGAAGAGUUUUUACCUGAAGAGAGGCCAAAACGAAUUGCGAUGCGAGAAAAGGCCCCAAAGCCUUCGAACGAGGUUGAAGAUUUUAGCGGGAUGGAUGAUGGGAACGAAAAGCUGUAUCAAUCCAGGUUCCAAUAUUGGGUUACCCGAAGGGCAGCUGCUAGGAAGCGAGCUCUUGAAGCAGGCCACGACCCCGAAGUGGAUGUCGCUGAAGACUCUGUAGAUGGACCUGAUCAGGCCGAACAGGAGGAAUGGUUCAAGUCUCAUCCCACAGUUGCGGACUUGCUGUAUGGCAACGGGUAUCAGAUACCCGGCGACAUACACCCUCUUUUGUUUGAUUAUCAGAAGACCGGAGUGCAGUGGCUAUGGGAAUUGCAGCAGCAACAGGUAGGUGGCAUCAUCGGCGACGAGAUGGGUCUUGGUAAGACUAUUCAAGUUAUAGCUUUUCUUGCGGGUCUUCAUCAUAGCAGAAAAUUGACCAGGCCCGUCAUUGUCGUAUGCCCCGCCACGGUCAUGAAGCAGUGGGUUAACGAGUUCCACCGCUGGUGGCCGCCUUUUCGUGUAUCUAUUCUGCACACGUCCGGUAGCGGAAUGGUCAACAUCCGGAAUGAGAGCAGCAGAGAGGAUGCUCUUCUCUCUCAGGAAUGGAGCGCCUGCGGUUCCCGCGGCAUCCCAACCGGCUCGAAAGCAGCUAGGAGAGUUGUCAAACGUGUGGUAGAGGAAGGGCAUGUGCUAGUGACAACAUACUCGGGUCUACAAACUUAUGCCUCUCUUCUAAUUCCGACUGAGUGGGGUUGCGCUGUUCUGGAUGAAGGCCACAAAAUCCGGAAUCCGAAUACCUCAAUCACUAUCCAUUGCAAAGAACUUCGGACACCUCACCGUAUCAUCUUAUCGGGAACUCCAAUGCAGAACAACCUCACAGAGCUCUGGUCUUUAUUCGAUUUUGUCUUUCCAAUGCGCCUAGGAACCCUGGUGAACUUUCGAAACCGAUUCGAGUUCCCCAUUCGCCAAGGAGGAUACGCGAACGCCUCUAAUCUCCAGGUACAAACGGCUGCUAAAUGCGCCGAAACUCUCAAAGAUGCCAUCAGCCCAUAUCUUUUGCAACGGUUCAAGGUUGAUGUCGCAGCCGAUUUGCCUAAAAAGAGUGAACAAGUGCUGUUCUGUAAGUUGACGAAGGCGCAGCGACAGGCAUACGAGACAUUUCUUGGUUCCGAAGAAAUGAAAUCCAUCCUUGGGGGGCGUCGACAGGUUCUAUACGGUGUCGAUAUCCUACGAAAAAUCUGCAAUCAUCCCGAUCUACAAAACCACAAGCUGCUGUCCGCAACGGCGGGCUAUGGCAGCGGGUCCAAGUCCGGUAAGAUGCAAGUCGUCAAGUCGCUAUUAGAGCUAUGGAAGGAUACGGGGCAUAAGACUCUGCUAUUCACACAGCAUCGGAUCAUGCUGGAUAUACUCGAGAAAUUCGUGAACUCGCUCUCUGGGUUCAACUACCGUCGAAUGGAUGGUACUACACCCAUCCAGCACCGGCAAACCAUGGUCGACGAAUUUAACAAUGACCCAACUCUGCACGUCUUUUUACUGACCACUAAGGUUGGCGGGUUGGGCGUAAACCUAACGGGGGCUGAUCGGAUUAUUAUAUAUGAUCCAGACUGGAAUCCCUCUACCGAUGUGCAGGCGCGGGAGCGAGCAUGGAGGCUAGGACAAAAGCGCGAGGUCACCGUCUACCGGCUUAUGACCGCUGGGACCAUUGAGGAGAAGAUCUAUCAUCGCCAGAUCUUCAAGCAGUUCCUCACGAACAAGAUCCUGAGAGAUCCCAAACAGCGCCAGACUUUCCAAAUGAGCGAUCUCCAUGAUCUCUUCUCCUUAGGAGAAGAGAAUCAGGGCCCUACGGAGACAAGCAAAAUAUUCAAAGAUGCUGAUGUCACUUAUGAGAACAGAGGUAGCACAUCUCGACUGCCUGGCGCAACAGCUCAAGGACGAGAUGCGUCGGAUGAUCUGCGGGAAGAGAAGAAGGACAUCAGCAAAGUGGUUGGUAUAGCGGCGGUUGAAAAGUUUCAGGGCGACGAAGAGCAAUGGAGCAAACAAAAGAAAGAAACUCCCGGUGUCAACUCCGAGUCUCGCAUUAUGGAAGGCAUAUUUGCUCGAUCUGGGGUCCAUUCGGCCCUAGAGCAUGACCAGAUCGUGAAUGGCAAGCGAGUGGUGCGAGCAGACCCCAAGAUAAUCGAGGCAGAAGCGAAGAGGGUUGCUGCUGAAGCUGCUGAGGAGUUGCGGCGCGCGGGAGAGGCAGCGCGGGCUGUGCCCAUCGGGACACCAACCUGGACCGGCCAAUUCGGCCUGGCUGGGAGACCCGAGGAGGCCCCAAGCCGGCCUGCGUUUGGUGGAAGCAGCAGCACAGCCAGACGAGCGAUAGCCGGUCCCUCCUCAGCCAGCGUCUUGGCCAACCUCUCCGCGCGCGCACCCUCGUCACGAAGUAGCAGCAACAGCAACAGCCCUGUCCCAUCGCGUACACCUAGCGGAGUGGAUUUCAUAACCAUGAUCCGAGAUUUCAUUACGGCCCAUGGCGGGGCAGUAUUUACUCAAAUGUUGAUCGAUCAUUUCAACCGCUACUGCACCACUCCGCAGCGGUCGGCGGAAUUCAAGGAAAUGCUGAAGACGAUUGCCGUGCUGAACAAGGGCGGACGGAACGGGCGCGGCAAAUGGUCCUUGAAGCCUGAAUAUGCUCAAAGAAGAUAA
Aspergillus sclerotioniger CBS 115572 is the source of this 3675-nucleotide messenger RNA. RefSeq names its product DNA-dependent ATPase RAD26. Lineage: Eukaryota; Fungi; Ascomycota; Eurotiomycetes; Eurotiales; Aspergillaceae. The coding region runs from base 1 to 3675 and encodes 1224 amino acids. Gene Ontology annotation, biological process: transcription-coupled nucleotide-excision repair. The transcript has 3 exons. Gene Ontology annotation, molecular function: ATP binding; ATP-dependent chromatin remodeler activity. The record is from RefSeq and is a predicted model, not a curated record. Gene Ontology annotation, cellular component: nucleus.